Messenger RNA from Salvia miltiorrhiza (redroot sage), 4644 nucleotides. Its product is annotated as cationic amino acid transporter 8, vacuolar. Gene Ontology annotation, biological process: transmembrane transport; amino acid transport. Gene Ontology annotation, cellular component: plasma membrane. Gene Ontology annotation, molecular function: amino acid transmembrane transporter activity. Lineage: Eukaryota; Viridiplantae; Streptophyta; Magnoliopsida; Lamiales; Lamiaceae. The record is from RefSeq and is a predicted model, not a curated record. The transcript has 2 exons. Bases 189 to 1967 code for a protein of 592 amino acids.
CGACAUAACAAAUAAACAAGUCACAGUUGUAUUAAUGUCAGCUGAAAAUAUUAGGUACACGAGACUUCUCUUCAUAACUCAAUUCUACUGAAUUUCGAAUCUCGACUGAUGCAAAUCUGGAAUCCGUUUCCAAAUUCGCCAAUCACUCCAUUACCUUUCUGCCUAAAAAUCUUCAUUGCUCUUCAUAAAUGGGAUACACUAACACCAAUGAAAGUCAAAAUCUGGACGACCUCACAUCCCCCCUCACCAUGAAUCCCUCCGACGCCACCGGAAAAUCCUACUGGCGAUUCAGCAAGCAGGACUUCUUCCCCGAACCCUCCUUCCAGAACUCCGGCACCUACCUCGCCGCCCUCACCAAGACCCCCCUCCGCCUCAGAGACCGCCUCCUCGGCCGCACCUCCGAGGCCGACGAGCUCGUCGAGGCCAAGAAACAGUCCGAGAAUGAGAUGAAGAAGUGCCUCACGUGGUGGGACCUCAUCUGGCUCGGCUUCGGCUCCGUCGUCGGCUCCGGCAUCUUCAGCAUCACCGGCUUGGAGACACGCGACCACGCCGGCCCCGCCAUCGUCCUCGCCUACGCCGUCUCCGGUUUGUCCGCUCUUCUCUCUGUCUUCUGUUACACUGAAUUCGCCGUCGAGAUCCCCGUCGCCGGUGGAUCUUUCUCUUUCCUCCGCAUCGAAUUGGGGGAUUUCAUCGCUUUCAUCGCCGCCGGGAACAUCUUGCUGGAGGGGCUCGUCGGCGCCGCCGGAUUAGGGCGCUCCUGGUCGUCUUAUCUCGCUAGCCUAUUUAGCAGCAAUCCCGAUUUUCUGAGAUUUAGGAUCAAUUCCUUGGCUGAAGGGUUCAAUGUGUUGGAUCCUCUCGCUGUAUUGAUUUUGUUGGUUGUGAACGGAAUCGCGAUGACGGGAACGAAGCAUUCAUCGGUGCUGAAUUGGGUUAGCUCUAUCUUCAGCGCUGCUGUGAUUGUAUUCAUCAUUAUAUUCGGUUUCAUUAACGGGAAGAGCGAGAAUUUGGUCCCCUUCUUCCCCUAUGGCGCGGAAGGGGUGUUCACGGCGGCGGCCGUUGUUUACUGGUCGUACACCGGCUUCGACAUGGUGGCGAACAUGGCGGAGGAAGUGAAGAAGCCGUCGAGGGAUAUACCGGUUGGAUUGGUUGGGUCGAUGUCGCUGGUGACCGUGGUGUAUUGCUUGAUGUCGUUGGUGUUGGUGAUGAUGGUGAAGUACACCGAGGUGGACCGGAAUGCGCCGUACUCGGUGGUGUUCGAUCGGAUCGGGUUCAAAUGGGCCAAGUAUCUGGUCGGCAUUGUUGCUCUGAAAGGGAUGACGACGAGCAUGCUUGUGGGAUCAAUGGGGCAAGCUCGAUACACCACUCAGAUAGCUAGAUCGCACAUGAUCCCUCCUUUCUUCGCCUUGAUCCAUCCCAAGACAGGGACGCCCAUAUACGCCACCCUCCUCACCACCACGGUCAGCAGCGUGCUCGCCUUCUUCACCAGCUUGGACGUGCUUGCGAGCGUUCUCUCAUUCAGCACGCUCUUCAUUUUCAUGCUCAUGGCCGUGGCCUUGCUCGUGAGGAGAUACUACGUCAAGGAUGUCACCCCAAAGCGCGAUGUCAUCAAGUUCACGGCUUCCUUGCUCGUGAUCCUUGGAUCGUCUCUUGGGAUUACGAUUCUUUGGAGCUCCAACAAGAGGGGUUUGGUAGGAUACGUUGUGUGCGGAGGGCUGUUGGCGUUGGCGACGGCAGGAAUGGCCUCGACGUCGCAGCAUAGGACUGCCAAGGUCUGGGGCGUCCCUCUCGUUCCGUGGCUGCCAUCUCUGUCGAUUGCUAUGAAUAUUUUCCUGAUAGGGUCUCUUGGGACGACGGCGAUCUGGCGGUUCUUGAUAUGUAGCGCGGUGAUGGUGGUUUACUAUCUCUUGGUAGGAGUUCAUACUACUUAUGAUGUUGCUCAUUUGGAGGAAUGGAUGAAUAACAACUGAAAAUGGAAGAUGGACAUACGAAUCUAGGUGACCUAAAAUAUGACAUGGCAUCGCCGGACGGAAACCAAACCGAUGUCGUUUAGUUGGGGGGGUAAAACGACGUCGUUUUGAGCCCAAAUCUCUCUCUCUAUCUCUCAGUUGGGGGGUUGAGCUCGCCGAAAAAAUCUAUCUCUCUCAGUUGGGGGUCAAGUUCGCCGAAAAUCGAGCUCACCUGACAGUCGAGCCCAACCCAACCAUGCCUCCCAGAUUCCCAGCCUCCAAGACAUCAAGGUGGCGGAGCUAUUCCUUGGUGUAAGGCUCGAGGAUUUGGGAGAGAACCCUAAUUGCUUGAUCCAUGGAAAAAACCCCACUGCUCGAUCUAGGAGGCGGCGGAUCUGUGGGGGUGGUUGGUGGUAGCGUGAUCUGGUGAUGGUGGUGGGAGAGGAUGGUGGAGAGAGAGGGGGCUUGAUGCGACAGAACUUGCGGGGGCGGUUGGGGAAGAGGAAGGCGGCGGAUCUAGUGAUGGUGGUGGGUAAAACGACGGCGAAGCUCCUCAGAGGCAACUAGGGAUGGCAAUCGGGUACGACGGGUACGGAUAGUGACAAUCCAUACCCAUACCCACGAACUAAAUGGAUAGUGAUUUUUAACCACGAAACCAUCAAUGGAUAUCAAAUGGUAUCCAAACCCGCCACCCGAAGAUACCCGUUACCCGUCGGGUAUCCACGAACCCGCUACCCCUCGGGUAUUCGCCACCCGCUAUCCGUCGAAUACUCACCACCCACUAUCCGUCGGAUACCCGCCACCGACUAUCCGUCAGAUACCCGCCAUCCACUAUCCAUUGAAUAACCGUGAAAUAAAAUUUAAUUAUAAAUUUAUAACAAAUUUAUCGGGUAAUUGACGGGUAUUUCACGGAUAAUUGGCGGGUAUUUUAGCGGAUAUUUUUCGCGGGUAAACGGGUUUCACGGGUAUGGAUAGUAAGUAUCCAAACCCAUACCAACGAACUAAAUGGAUAGUGAAUUGCAACCACGAAACUAUCCGUGGAUAUCAAAUGCCUCUCAAACCCACCCUAAUAGGUUCGGGUUUUCGCGGGUAUCCAUUACACCGCGGAUAAAUUGUCAUCCCUAGAGGCAACAGAGUGAGAGAGCUGUGGUGGUGGGGGAGAGAGGCGGUGGUGGACGAUGUAUCGGAGGUUGGCUGGCGCGAGGUCUGGAACGGUGAUGCCAAGGGUGAAGAGGAAAAUCGACGUCUGGAAUGGCAGCGGCGGCAGUGAUAGAGGAGUGGAAGUUGAGGCAGUGGAGAAGAUGUCAUCCUCCGAAGACGGCGGCGGUGGAAGAACAGCCACAUGUGGUGGCGGCUGUAAUGGAGGGAGCCAAUGGCUGCCGGCGAUCCUCUUGUGGGGAAGAAAAUGGUUUUUUUUUUUUUUUGUUCUAAGUGUCAUUUUAUCAGUUUAAGUAGGCGCCAUAUCACCUCGGUAUUACUACGUAGGCGACAGGUCGAGCUCGGAGCUUCACCGAAGAAAAAAGCAUGAAAAAAUUAUUUAACCCUUUAAAUUCAAGAAUUGCUGAUAAAAAAAUCGUGGAAAAUUUAAAAAUUAGGGUAUAAUUCGUAAGUUUUGGGGUAAAGUGCAUGUUAUAUACUCCCUCCGUCCCGUUAAUAAUGGCACGUUUUCCUUUUUGGGUUGUCCCGCUAUUGAUGGCACAUUUCCUAUUUUGGAAAAAAUAAGGGAGUGAUUAAUGUUAAUUAAAAUCCUAUCCAACCAUAAUCUUAAUUAGCAUAUCAUACCCUAAUCUUUUCUCCCCCACCUAAUUUUUCACUUCUCGAUUCCCCACAGUCAGGCUCAUCCCUCAUCCUCUCUCUACUUCUCAUUUCCCAUCCGUCGUCCCUCCACCACCACCAACAUCGCCGCUUCCAGUUCGCAGCCUCCGUCCUCCUCUUUCCUCCACUGGUUCGUUUACCUCCACCCUCUCAUUUUCUCCACUGGUGUGCCGCCUACGCGCUCCCGUCUCUGUCGCCCUCACAGAGCAGAGAGAGAAAUAGAGAGCAGGACGGAAAGGGGUUUCAGGCGUGGCGAUAGGUGCGGCGGCAUCUCUCCACCUCCGCCAGAUCUAUGGCUCCUCCACUUCUGCCAGAUCUGCGGCGUCUCCUUCACUUCCGUCAAAUCUUUAGUUGGUCCUGGGUUUUCUUAAUUUUAUUCAUUUAGCUUUUGAUUCAAGUUCAGAGACCUGACUCCUGAGAACAAAUCAUCGGUGGAAAGAAAUCCUGAUUGAGAUGAUUAUGCUUGAAAUAUGAAUUUUGUGGAUGUCUGCUUCAUCGUUUAAAAUAAAUUGCUUAAAGAAACUUUUUUGCACAAGGAAAUUGUCAGAUCUUCAUCACAUUUCUGUUUUUUUGGGGUGGAGGGUGACGAAGAGGUGAAGGGACGACGGCGGCGCCACCGGCCUCGCCGGUGAUGAAAGCGCCGGCGACAGCAACAUCAUAAUAUUGGAUGGAUGAGAUUUUCUUUUGUUAAUAAUAUUUAAAAUUAAUUAAUCAUAACAUUAAAGAUGUGGGACAUACACUUUAUCUCCUAAUAUAUCUCUCCUUAAUACCCGUGCCGAAAAGAAACGAGCCAUUAAUACCGGGACGGAGGGAGUAUUGUUAUUUUUCUGUCGUUACUUUCUUGACCUUGGGUCCUUGACCAUAGAUAUGAUGAUUAUUUAUA